Molecule: messenger RNA, 1634 nt
Organism: Cornus florida
Lineage: Eukaryota; Viridiplantae; Streptophyta; Magnoliopsida; Cornales; Cornaceae
Exons: 3
Coding region: 82-1413 (443 amino acids)
Molecular function (GO): nucleic acid binding; zinc ion binding
Source: RefSeq, a predicted model, not a curated record
UCAGCAAAUGGAACUUUUCUAAGAAAUGUUUUCCAUAGUCACUGAAAACAAUUGGUGGGCGAAGAACCAACACAACCUUUCAUGGUUAAUACUGGAAGAGGACAGAAUCUGAACCGUCGACAGAGGAGAGCUGCACGUAGGCAGCAAGAACACCUGCAACGUCAGCAAAUGGAGGAAGAGCAGCAACGACUUGGGUUUCAGGAUGAGGGUCAGCUUCAGGAGGAGCAAGAGGAAGUUCAGGCUCCGGCUCAGGGCAGGGAUCCAGAGUAUCCUCCUCACAUCAAUGACCUCAUUGCUCGGGCUAUAGAAGCUGGGGUAGCAGCUGUACUUCGGAAUCAGCCUCAGGUACAGCCGGCACCGUUACCAGCACCGGUUGUUCGGACUGAUACUUGGGAGAAGGCCAGGAGUUCCUUCACAAAAGGGAGUCCACCUGAGUUCACGGGCUCCACGGAUGCGAGAGCAGCUCACCAGUGGAAACAGGACAUUGAGCGACAUCUUCGCUUGGUUCAGUGCAUGGAGGUUCAGAAGCAGAUGCUUGCUACCUUCAAGCUAGUUGGGGAUGCACUGCAGUGGUGGGAGUCAGUUACCACCAUAGAGGAGAGGAUGGCAUUGACUUAUGAUGAGUUCAGUGCACGCUUUGAAGAAAAGUAUUUCCCUUAUGCAGUUAGGGCAGCCAUGAAGACUGAAUUUCUUAAUCUGCAGCAAGGGAACAUGACAGUGGCGGAGUAUGAACAGCAGUUCACACGCUUAUCUCUCUUUGCACCGGAGGAGGUGGAUACAGAGGAGAAGAAGCGCAACAGUUUUGUCAAGGGACUAAUGUGGUCUAUCAAGAGAGCUAUUACUGGUAGUCCAGCCUACACUACUUAUGCUCAAGUGGUGGACGCAGCUUUGCAGCUUUAUCAGCUGAAUGAGGAUUUCAGACAGACUAGGGCUAAGAAGCGGGGUGGCAAAGAUUUUGCUAAUCAGCCAGCUGCGAAAGUGAAUGAUAAUGGGAACCGACAGAAUGACAAGGGCAGAUUCCAGGGCCAGCAGCCUUGGAAGAAGCACAAGGGUAAUUCAGAAGUUCAGAGAGAGGGAGUUUCCACUCAGCAGACUGGAGCACCUCAGACUGGACUGGGACAGCUACAGGGUAAUCACCAGGAGGGGCAGUCAAGUAUAUUUAGGGGUCAUUGCUAUAAGUGUGGAGAUUAUGGGCAUUCAGCCAAACGGUGUCCUGGGUUGGCUCAGAAACAGUAUGGGCAACAGGGACAGUGGCAACCAUUACCUACUCCACAGAUUCCACGUGUGCAGGCUCAGACAUUUUCGGCCUUACCAGCACCACCGCCACCACAGGGACAGCCUAUACAGCAGUUGCAUCAGGGUAUGGUGUACAAUGCCACACCUUGCAAUGCAUGGGUACCUCAGAAGAAUUGAGGUUGUAGAAGGUCAAGUCUCAAGGUUGAGGAUCCGCAGCUGGAGGACUUAUCCAUUCCUUCUAUUUACUUAAAAGUAGGAUAUUAGUUUUGUUUCAGUUGAUAUUAGUACUUAUUUGGUUGAAAUUCUAAAUAGUAACUUUUGGUUAAGGGGUCCUUGAGUUACGGGAUUCUCGAGUUGUAACCAUUUGGAAGUUAUUAAUGGAUUUACUAUUAAUUGGA